Corylus avellana is the source of this 1671-nucleotide messenger RNA. Its product is annotated as O-fucosyltransferase 19-like. The record is from RefSeq and is a predicted model, not a curated record. NCBI's taxonomy places the organism in Eukaryota, Viridiplantae, Streptophyta, Magnoliopsida, Fagales, Betulaceae. Gene Ontology annotation, cellular component: cytoplasm.
AUGACGAGAAGGCGGGUGUUUGAGAGCACAGAAGGGCAACAUCCUUGCCAAUCCGAGAUGAAAAACAAUGUGUUUUUUCGUCGGAAAGUUCGGCCUUUUCCAGAGCUCUUGAGGCCGAGCCGUCGGCUUUAUGGGGUUUUGAUGCUUCUGUGUUUUCUUUCCCUGCUUGCAAAGUUUGCCUUGCUAAGUACAUUUCAUGAUUUGAAUGUGGGGGAGAAUCGUUUUCGAACCAGGGUUAAAGGUGUGUCAGCCGUUACAAAUUAUGAUGUUGUGAUUGAGGAAGAGGACGUGGGUGCUACAAGUACGAGGAUAUUGUCGCCGGAGAAGUUCCCGAUUCCUGAAAUUUGGAUGCAGCCAGAUAGUGGCGACUACUAUAAAUGCAUCAACCAUUCGGCCAAAGAAAGAAGGAGUAGAGGUGCCACAAACGGGUACAUUAUAGUACAUUCAAACGGGGGAUUGAAUCAAAUGAAAACUGGGAUAAGUGACAUGGUUGCCGUGGCAAAGAUUAUGAAUGCCACUCUGGUUUUUCCUUAUUUAGAUCAUAGCUCUUUCUGGACAGAUCCAAGCGACUUCAAAGACAUUUUCAACUGGAAGAAUUUCAAGGAAGUUUUGAAAGAUGAGAUUGAUGUUGUAGAGUCUCUUCCAAGACAGUUUGCAAAAGUGAAGGCCGCCACCAAGGCCCCAGUUUCUUGGUCGAAGCCCAGUUACUAUAGAGGGGAGAUGGUUUCAUUACUAAAGCAGCAUAAGGUGCUCAAAUUUACCCGUACCGAUUCUCGCCUCGUUAACAAUGGUCUUGCCGCUUCGAUCCAAAUGCUCCGCUGCCGUGCCAUGUAUGAGGCUCUCAGGUUCACGCCCGAAAUCGAAGCUCUCGGAAAAAAGUUGGUCAACAGGCUUAGGAAUGGUAGUAACCCAUAUAUUGCACUUCAUUUAAGAUAUGAAGAGGACAUGCUUGCUUUCACAGGCUGCGAUCACAAUCUCACAGAAGCCGAGUCAGAGAAGCUCGAGAAACUGAGGUACAGCGUGUCGCAUUGGAAGGUGAAAGAGAUUGACGGCGGGGAGCGGCGAUUACAAGGAGGAUGCCCCAUGACACCGAGAGAGGUUGCCGUGUUCCUUGAGACAAUUGGGUAUCCUUCCGACACAAAAAUUUACAUAGUCGCCGGGGAGAUUUAUGGUCAAAAUGGGAUUGAGCCACUGAAAGAAAAGUAUCCGUUGAUUUUCUCCCACUUCAAUUUAGCUACAGAGGAGGAGAUAAAACCUUUUAAACACUGCCAGAAUCGGCUUGCUGCCUUGGACUAUAUUGUGGCUCUAGAAAGUGACGUUUUUGUCUACACCUACGAUGGAAAUAUGGCUAAGGCAGUCCAGGGUCACCGGAGAUUUGAAGGUUUCCGGAAAACCAUCAGCCCUGACAAACAAAAUUUUGUGAUGUUGAUUGAUAAAUUGGACAAGGGGGUGAUAUCAUGGGAAACAUUUUCAUCAAAGGUGAAGAGCUUACAUAAAAAUAGGAUUGGAGGGCCAUAUCCUAGGCUUCCAGGAGUUUCCCAUAAGCUAGAGGAGAGUUUCUAUGCAAAUCCUUUUCCUGGUUGCAUUUGUGACAAGUCCGAAAUUGCAGAGAGAGAGAGGAACCAGAAAGUAGACCCAACACACAGCCGAAACUCACGUUUGAGAAGCUAG